AAUAUCGCUUGAAACGUCGCGCAGUUGCAAAGGUGAAAUAAAUAACGCAAAUAACAUACGAAAACAGUAUGAAAACAUCAGGCGGUGGCUCGGCGGAGGAGCCGGCCAAAUCGUCGCUUGGCAAAAUUAGCAAAAAGUCUACAAAGUCACGCUCAAAGAAUACCAAAUUGGAGCCUGGUAGCAAAAAUUCUGUCUCAGCCACAAAUGUUAACGUGCCCAUGGGCAGCUUGCCAGCCACGCCCACGCAUGUAAACAUGGCCACAACGCCCACAACGCCAACGACCAGUUUAAGCAAUUAUAAUCUCUUUGAUGCUUCCUUUGCUGUGGCUGGACAUGGACAAGGUGUGGGUGUGGGUGUGGCUGCGGAAAUGGCGAACAAUCCCGGCAAAGUGAGUCACCACAAAAGCUACGCCGGCUUUGAUCCGCGCAGCAUAAAAAUCUUCUGGGAGCAACAUGACCAGACGGACGUGGAGCUCUCGCAGGAUGUGUGCGCGCGCCUGGCGGAAGAUGCAUCCUACAAAGUCUGGGAGCUGAUUAAUAAUGUAAAGAUUUAUUCGCGUCACUCGGGCGGCGUGGUCACCUACGAUCUGGUCAAUGAGGUGCUCAAGGAUGCGGAUGUGCCGCCCAUGCUGGGUGCCAUGGACAGCGAUUGGGAUUGCAUUGACUACGAUGGCAGCUAUUUCUUUCACUCGGAUAAGAUAUUUGAGCUACGCGAUGAGUUUCAAAAGGACAUUACGCUCUCGCUGCCAAAUGAUGCGGACUUUCAUUGCAUCUGCCCGGUGGAGGACAAGAAUACCGAACAGUUGAAACAGUUUGUGCAGAGCCUGGUAACUGCGGCAAUCUUUGGCGACUCCCAGGCACGCAGCGUGGCCGUUACGCAGGCGUUUCAAACGCCUUUAAUGGGCGCCUGCUAUCGCGUGAUAGUCAGUAAAAUGUUGCAGUUGCUCGCGUUCAAGCAGCACGAUCAGGUGAGCCAACGCUGCUGGCGCCUGUUGCGCGCCUGCAAUUACAACACACAGGCGAAUCACAUCAAUUGCCGACCGGAGUAUUUUCAUCUGGCCGAGGUGCUCAUCAGCCAGCUGAUGGCGCCGUAUGAGACAAUCAAGGUGGCCGAUGGCAGGCCGCAAUCACAGCAAGCAGCACCGGUGCCAAUGGAGCUGGAUAAAGUGCUUAAGCUGGAACCUGGCCUGAGCGGCGAUGCGCAGGCUGAACAGUAUGCCAGUCAAGCCAUGGAUCUAGAAGCGCAGCAGCCGCAGCAACAGCAGGCGCAGGAGCAGCAGCAGGCGCAGCAGCCGCAACAGUCACAGCCAACGGUGCCAGAGAUUACCAUCACCAGCGACACAUCACAGGGGCAGACCAUUUACAAACUGCAGCUGGACGAUGAUAGCUGCGAGGCCGCCGAGCAACAGCAGCAGCAGCAGGAGCCGCAGCAGCUUUCCAGCUACUUUGCCAGCCCCGUGGGCAACAGCUACGUCGAUGAGCUCUGUGAAACAAUUGGCCAAAUGGCGGCACAGAGUGGUUAUCUGCAUGCCGAGUGUUUAUUUUUGAUUAAGCGACGCUUGAACAGAUUUUUUGAGGGACGCGACGUGUGCAAUGAGCGGGAUUUCAAGUACAUCAGUCGUGCCAUACGCGGGCUCAUCGCGCUGGGCGAAUACGCCUUUCGGGAGUUUAUACCCUACAUAUAUAAGCUGAAUGUUAACGAUGUACCCGACAGUCUCUGGCGGGAUUUGGCGCCAGCUGCUAUAUACCUUGGCGGGCGCGACGAUAUACAUUUGUACGAGUGGCUGGAAUACGGCUGCGGAGCGGGCAGCCUGCAGCCCUUCCUCGUACACUAUGCGAAUGCAUAUGAGAAAAUGAUCUCCAAACGUUAUAUACAUGCCAGACAGCCCGCCUUCAGAUUCGAGGCACAGCCAGGCGUGCGUCGCCUCGAAUGGAGCACGCUGGCGGCAGCCAUGUGCCAUGGCGAUGAUCCCAGCAAGGCGCUUAAACCGAAACCCACGCUGUGCGAGGCCUUCCCCAAGCUGGUGCAGCCCAAUUUGCGACUCAACUGCGCCGGCACCAUACGCUUCAAGUUUGCCGGCUGUCGGCCCGUGCUGCUCAAGCCCAAGGGCGUUGCAGCAAUGCACUUCAUGGACUCGCCCUCAACCAAUGGCGGCAGCGACAUUAUCCACUCCGAUAUACUCAUUGCCAAGCGCAAGAUCUUCAAGCCGCCAAGCAAGGUGCGGCGCCCGAUGGCCAACAGUGGCUAUCACUAUUUGCGCAUAUGAAGCUGGUAAUUGAAGUAAAAUA
Molecule: messenger RNA, 2289 nt
Organism: Drosophila novamexicana
Lineage: Eukaryota; Metazoa; Arthropoda; Insecta; Diptera; Drosophilidae
Gene: Saf6
Exons: 6
Coding region: 69-2267 (732 amino acids)
Biological process (GO): transcription initiation at RNA polymerase II promoter; RNA polymerase II preinitiation complex assembly
Cellular component (GO): transcription factor TFIID complex; SLIK (SAGA-like) complex; SAGA complex
Molecular function (GO): transcription coactivator activity; RNA polymerase II general transcription initiation factor activity
Source: RefSeq, a predicted model, not a curated record